AUGAAUAAUGGAACGGAAGUUACCAUGUUUGUACUGAAAGGCUUCACAGACAACUGGGAACUGCAGAUUAUUUUCUUUUUCCUGUUUCUAGCAAUAUACCUUUUCACUCUCAUGGGAAAUUUAGGACUGAUUGCAUUGGUCAUUAGAGAUUUUCGGCUCCACAAUCCCAUGUAUUAUUUCCUGAGUGUGUUGUCAUCUGUGGAUGCCUGCUUUUCCUCAGUUAUCACACCAAACAUGUUAAUAGAUUUUGUGUCAAAAAGUAAAGCUAUUUCAUUUCUGGGAUGUGCAGUGCAGUCAUUUUUUAGUAUUACUUUUGGGACCACAGAAUGCUUUCUCUUGGCUGUCAUGGCUUAUGAUCGCUAUGCAGCCAUCUACAAUCCACUUCUGUACUCAGUGAGGAUGUCACCCAGUGUCUAUGUGCCUCUCAUCAUUGCCUCGUACAUUGGAGGCAUUUUACAUGCUGUUGUACACACAGGGUCCACAUUUACCCUGACCUUCUGUUCAUCCAAUGAAAUUAGCCAUUUCUUUUGUGAUAUCCCACCCCUCCUUGCUAUUUCCUGUUCUGACACCCACACAAACCAGUUACUACUCUUCUAUUUUGUGGGCUCUGUUGAAAUAGCUACUAUCUUGAUUGUCCUGAUCUCCUAUGGUUUCAUUCUGUUGGCUAUUCUGAGGAUGCAUUCUGUUGAAGGCAGGAAAAAAGUCUUUUCUACAUGUGGGUCUCACCUCACUGGAGUGUCUGUUUUUCAUGGGACACUCCUAUUCAUGUAUGUGAGACCAAGUUCAAACUAUGUUCUGGAACAUGACAUGAUAGUGUCAAUAUUUUACACCAUUAUAAUUCCAAUGUUGAAUCCCAUUAUCUACAGUUUGAGAAAUAAAGAUGUGAAACAGGCAUUAAGAAGAGUAUUUGGGAAAAAUCAGAAUAUUAUAAAGUGCAUUUUUAACAUUAAACAUUAA
Messenger RNA from Lepus europaeus (European hare), 957 nucleotides. RefSeq names its product olfactory receptor 5T2-like. Gene Ontology annotation, biological process: G protein-coupled receptor signaling pathway; sensory perception of smell. The transcript has a single exon. Lineage: Eukaryota; Metazoa; Chordata; Mammalia; Lagomorpha; Leporidae. Gene Ontology annotation, cellular component: membrane. Bases 1 to 957 code for a protein of 318 amino acids. Gene Ontology annotation, molecular function: odorant binding; G protein-coupled receptor activity; olfactory receptor activity. The record is from RefSeq and is a predicted model, not a curated record.